AUGGCCGUGCACAAUAUCGAUUCAUAUUUCAAAACCAAAGCAAUGGAAUUUCAUCAAAAUAUUUAUGAUCAAAUCAGUGACUGGAAUGAUUUGGAAAAUUUUGACGAACGUACCUGCAAAAUUUUAGAUUCUUUCGAAACACCUUUAGACCAAAAAAGCAACAAUAUAAUUGAUCGAAUUUACAAUACCAUAGUUACGCCUAAUGUUCCAUUAAUUCAAUGCUGUGGAUUAUAUAUAUUUACAUAUAAUCACAAAGCUGCGGUAGCAUGUAAAGAUGAUAAAUUGUGUGACCUCAUUGAAACGCAUGCAGUAAUUAAAGUAAAAAAGGGAUAUAAUUCAUCAUUAUCUGAUAUAAUAUAUAUUGAUGAACAUGCGAGGAUAUAUGAAUCUUGGGAUGAUUUCAUACAAAAUAAUGAACUGUCACAAUGUACUAUGUAUGUCCCCAAAAAUGGUAUUUACCAAGCUAACUUAAGAGAAAUAUGGUCCGAAGACUAUUGUCCUGUGUGGAUUGAAAAAUUUAUAAAUAACAAAGUAUGCAAUAAUAUAGAUACAGUAUGUAAUGUUAUCAAUAUUGGAUUGAUGGGUGUUGCAAUUGCUGCCUCAUUUCAUCCAAUAGGUGCUACAAUAAACAGUAGUGUUCAGGUAGGAAAAUGCAUCAGUACGUUAUGGACCAGUGGCAGAGCAGUGCGUAAAUUACACGAUCGCAGCAAACACUGCCAAUCAAUAAUGCCAACUAAUAUGGAGACCAUCUCAAGUUAUCUCGGAAUAUUAGACAAUGUCUGUAUAGGUACUUAUAAUGCUACAUCUACAAUAAUGUCAAAAGCUCUAAACAAGGGUAGAAACGUAGGGAAUUCUGUUAAAUUUAUUCAUAAUGCAGCUAUUAUUGGAAAUACUGCUUUUAGCACUAGUGGACUAGUAACGAAUUCUAUGACUUUUGUUAACAAUUUUAAAAAAUCUAAGAAGGUCCCAUUUCAAGAUGCAUUAGCUUUAGGUAUAAACCUUCUAUUAUUUUAUAACUCUAUUGUCAGCUUUCAAUUUGCAUCUGAAUUAAUUCAAUCGAAACAAGAUGAAAUAAUAAAUGAAUAUCAAAAGUCUCUUUGCAAAAAAAAACGCAGAAACCAAUUCAAAAGAUUAGUAAGAAAAGUAAAACCCAAUACAAAUAAUAAUAUAAAACAAAACGAACAAAUAAUUAGAUCUGUAAAGAAAGUAAAUAAUCAGGAGUCAUUUUUCAAGUUCCUUAUGGGAAAUUCAUUAGAUGCAUUAUCAAGAAAAGACUCCAAUUUCCAAAAAAUUUUAGACUUUGCAGAAAUGUUAAUAGAUAAUACAUCGUUAAACAAUGACUUAUCGAGAGAAAAUAACUCAAAUAAGAAUAAACCAAGUUCCAUAAAUUUCUCAAAUAUAAAUAUUGAAUUAGAAUACUUCAGAAACUUGAAAAUAAUUUUGGCAAGUAUAGAGAAUUUUAAUUGUACAGAAAUAAUAAGGAUUCUUUUGAUGAAUGGAGCUAGAAAGUUUACAGAGAAUAAAUCAAAGAUUACAGAUAUAGCUAUUGGUUUUAUAUGGAAAUAUUUAAAACAUAGAUUAAAAAAAUGGAAUCUAAUCCUGAUACAGAAUUAG
Messenger RNA from Ceratosolen solmsi marchali, 1614 nucleotides. Lineage: Eukaryota; Metazoa; Arthropoda; Insecta; Hymenoptera; Agaonidae. The record is from RefSeq and is a predicted model, not a curated record.